CAUGCACAUUUAAACGUUUGUUUAAGACCGCCAAUCUACUGAAGAAGUAAACGGAAUCAAGAACGACCAGCGGCCAAUAACAAUUUCAACGUUUUUGUUAUUUAUACGGUUAUAGGCGUUAUUAACCCUGGAACUCAAAAUAUGACGGGCCUUGUUUGAUAGAUGUUAUCUAGGUAACGCUAGCUAGCUGUUAACAAUGGCUAACUGUGUGGUUUUUCACACUCAAAUAGCCUCCGUUAUGGAGGUGCUAGCGAAUGCAGCCGUGGCAGAGAUCUGUAAACUCGUAGACGACGACUAUGCAGUGUUACAAUUGGAAAUAACUCAAAGCCAGAAAGAAAACAGGGCAUUGCGGAGGAAACUACAGCUAUUGGAACUAAAGGUGGCACGGGAGCGCGCAGAGAGGACAAUGCGAGAGCGCUUCGUCGCCAGUCGUCCCAGUAGUGUCAAGAUCCUCGACCAAUACAGAGAGAUGGCAAGAGGACAUCUCACUGGAGACCAAAGGAGCUUUGUGAAGCCAGUGAGAGACAAUACAUGGAGACAUGACCAACCAGUCACUGUUGAUGAGGGGAGUGGAACCUCAACCCAGCACAUGGUGAUAGAGUCUGCAGAUACAGAGGCUGCAGGUCCUGGAGGAUCGUCUCUGGUAAAGCAGGAGAGGACUGAAGGAGACCCACAACAAAUCAGAAACAUCCAGACUGGAGUAGCGGCUGGAGUGGCGCCCCCUGUAGCCACAAAGGACCUCACCUCCUCACCCCAGCCCAGGGCAAAAUGCAACAUCACAGAGAACAGUGGAACAAUGAACGAGGUCCUCAAGUCAGAGACAGACACAGAGACUUUAAUUGUAACACAAAGGCUUUUACAUACAGGAUCUGUCCUCAGGUCAGACCCAGAGGGGCUGGGGCCACUGGGCUGUCCUCCUGCUCCCGGCUCAGAGUAUUUACUUUACGGUAAACUGAGCCCAAGGACAGUUAAUUCCCAACGGGACGCAUUAGAGACUGGCAAUGAUCCGUCUUGUUCCUACACUACAGAGAUCGAGCCUGGCAACAUAUCCUUGGGUUUAGAGACACAGAAUGAUCUGUCUAGAGGGAACUUGAACCAGUACAGUAGUAGUGUAUACACUGAAGGGUGCCUAGAUAAGAAAGGGGGGGUUAUAGUCGUAGAUGAAGUGACUGUGAAAGUGGAGGGUGAUGCUCCUCCCACAUGGAAUGUAGAUUGUCAUCUAGGAGACAGACACUCACAGGGCAGAGAUUUGUUAGAUUACAGGGGAAGCUUGGGGACAAAUCUAAACGUCGCCACGCACUCCCCUUUACACGCGUUCAGGGAUUGCGACCCAGUGUCCACGACGAUGGGGCCUUCCGAUUCACACAGCAGCAUCCUUUUCAAUCAGGUAUUGAACUCAAAGGGCCAAAAGGCCAAGGCUCAGGCAGUGGGAGCAACAUCAGACAAUAGUAAUGAGAAACAGUUCCUCUGCGUGUUCUGUAACAAAGGCUUCAGCUGCCUCCAGAAGUUGGAGAUCCACAAGAGGGUCCACACAGGGAUUAAACCCUUCAGCUGUACCCAGUGUCACAUGCGCUUUGCACACUCGUCCAGCCUUAAGAGGCACCAGAGGGUCCAUACAGGGGAGAAACCCUACAGCUGUACCCAGUGUCACAUGCGCUUCGCCCAGGCUAGCAACCUGAAGAUACACCUGAAGGUCCACAUGAGAGAGAGGCCGAUCGCCUGUAUGGACUGCGGGAAGAGGUUCUCCGAUAGUUGCUACCUCAUGAUACACCAGCAGAAAAACCAUUCCACUCUAUAACAUAGAAAGUAACCUUUGGGGGGAAUCACGUGACCCUUGAACGAGAUGGGGGCAUGAACUAAGAGCUCUGCACAAGUAGUUUCCAAUUCCUAAUAUUACCUCCACUCCAAGUUCAAACUCCUUUAGCUUUAGUAAAAAAAAAGUCAUGGCGGCUACAAAAGGCGACACUACAGGUGACAUUUUUACCCGGACUCGAGCAUUAGUGAUGGAAAAAGCCUCCAAGAAGAAGCUAGCUCCAGAAAAAGCUAGCUCCAGAAAAAGCUAGCGCCAGGAGCAAGAUGACCCGCUCCCCCCCGAGGCCCAACGAAUGUCAACCUCGCACUCUGUCGAAGACAUCCUUUCUGAGUUGAGAUCCAAACGUACAGAACUCAACACUAAAUUAGAUGCCAUUAAUUCUCAGCUCAGUGCGAUAGUGACAAUCCUGGAAAACGCUUUUCCUGACAUCAACAACAAGAACCAUAAACGCGGGGCGCCUGGACAAGGCAUAGGGGCGAAUCCUAUCCAUGGAAAACUUAUUGACAGAUGCCAUGGAAACAAUAGCAUAUGCUAAAAAGAAAAUAGAGCAUCUGGAAGAGAAAACAGAGGACCUGGAAAACCGGGGGCUAAGGAAUAAUUGUGUUCUAUUAAAUCUGGGCGAAAAAGAAGAGGGAAACAUGCCACUGAUCCGCUACCUGCAAGACAAACUUCCCGAGUGGCUCCACCUGUCCACCGACAGGCCCAUAGAACUCGAGAGAGCUCAGCGAGCACUGAGGCCCCCACCAGCAGCCAGACAACCACCAUACGUUUCCUGAGAUUCACCGACAAGGAACGAGUCCUACAGGCGGCGAAAAACAACACCAUCACAGUGGGAAACGCCAAACUCACUUUACACCAGGACCUGUCAGCUGGAAUACGCCGAGAGUUUGACGAGGUGAAGAAACACUCCAUUGACCGAGGCAUCUUCAGGGGAUUCAAAUACCCAAACGAGCUCAGGGUUCUGCGACACGUCAAAACUCCCGAAGAGGCUAAACGUUUUUUGAAAAACAAUCCUGGUCAAUGAGAAACGGACCAUUGACUAAAUGCGAUUAAUGUCAUUACUAAAGGAGGUAAGACAACAUAUAAGCCGAUAUCCAAAGACCCACCCGCCCCGCUAAAUGUCAUUAUAGCCGUCCAAUCUAUAUUUAUUUUCCUUUAGCUGAGAGGGAUAGGCUCUAUAGCAUAACCUAGGCCUACUAAUGUUUCAGCCUACUUUUAUUUCCAUGUUUUUUUGUUGCUAUUAUUACUUGUUGUUCCCUAUGUCCCUUGGGGGAGGUAUAUGUAGGCUGGGCUAUUGAUUUUAUUUUCUCCCUCUUUUAGUGUGGUCUGGACGGGAGCUACGUUGUCAUUUACUCAAUGCGGGUCGGAGAGGAUGAGGCAUUUCUUUGUUGGGGAAAGGGAGACGUUGUGCGUUACUAACUGUUCCCGGUUCUUGUUUUUUUCGGAACACAGAAUUGAAACUGAGCGGGGGGGGGGGUAAUAGAUCCGACGGGAUGUGUUGUUGUUUGGGAACUCGGCUGGGGUGUUCAGAGAUUGUCAUUUUAUGUACACCAUUUAUUUUCCUUUUAUGUGAACGCAGCUGUAACUAUUAUCCACUUUUACCCAGCGAUGACUUGCACUAAUGUUCGAUUACGAUUCGAUGACUAGUACCUUAAAUCUAUUGACAUGGAACUGCCAUGGUCUAGGGCAUGCAAUACAAUGGAAAAAUAUACUAUGUGCUCUAAAAAAGGAAAAAGCAGACAUCGCGCUAUUACAAGAGACACACCUCUGUGAUGCUGAACAUGCCAAACUCUGCAGAGCUUGGGUGGGACAGGUGUAUUUCUCAUCUUUCAAAUCAAACAGUAGAGGCACAGCCAUACUUAUCCAUAAAAAUGUUCCAUUCAUAAUUGACAAAAAUAUAUCUGAUCCGGAUGGGAGAUUUAUUUUGA
Oncorhynchus kisutch (coho salmon) is the source of this 3741-nucleotide messenger RNA. RefSeq names its product zinc finger protein 19-like. Gene Ontology annotation, molecular function: RNA polymerase II cis-regulatory region sequence-specific DNA binding; DNA-binding transcription factor activity, RNA polymerase II-specific. The transcript has 3 exons. The record is from RefSeq and is a predicted model, not a curated record. NCBI's taxonomy places the organism in Eukaryota, Metazoa, Chordata, Actinopteri, Salmoniformes, Salmonidae. Gene Ontology annotation, biological process: regulation of transcription by RNA polymerase II. Bases 197 to 1798 code for a protein of 533 amino acids.